UUCAUACUUCUUAAAGGGACAGGGUGCUAAAUCGAGUCGUGAUCUUCAAACGAGCAAGAUCGCUUUGCUAUUUUACAUAAGCAGUUUUUAUGUACCUUUUCUAAAAAUGUCUCGAGUUCUAAUAGUUGGUGCUGGACUUACAGGCAGUUUAUGUGCCUGUCUGCUGCGGAGGGAGCUGCCCAACAAAGUAAAUAUAGUCGUGUGGGACAAAUGUCGGGGUGCAGGCAUGAUGUUAAAGGAAGAAGAAAUUGUGAACUAUGUGACACCCCAUGGAGUCUCCUCCAUCGUCAAACACUAUCUCAAAGAGUCAGCAGGAGCAGAGGUGCUCUACGACCGACACGUCACUCACAUUCACCGGAAAGACACUGGCUGGGAAGUGUGUCGCAAAGGGGGAACGCCAGAGCGGUUUGACAUAGUGGUUUUAACCAUGCCAGUACCCCAGAUACUUCAGCUGCAAGGAGAUGUGGAAUCUUGGAUGGGGGAGAAUCAGAGGAGGAUGCUGGAGGCUGUCAGCUACUCUUCCCGCUAUGCACUUGGACUCUUCUACAAAGCCGUCACACGAAUCGAUGUCCCUUGGGCAGUCAAGUACGUCUCCAAUAAUCCCUGCAUUCGCUUCAUCGCCAUAGAUGAUAAAAAGCGCAAUUUAGCUUCGAAGAACUGCGGACCUUCUGUGGUGGUGCAUACUAGUGUGCCCUUUGGCAUCCAGCACCUGGAGGAGGAGAAGGAUGCGGUACAGCCCAUCAUCCUGGAAGAGCUGAAAAAAGUGAUGCCAGAUCUACCUCCACCUGACAGCAUCAAGUGUCAGAAGGGGAGAUACUCCCAGGUGACAAGAUCGGUGGCUGAUUGCCCAGGGCAGAUGACACUGCACUCCCAGCCUCUGCUGGUGUGUGGGGGGGACGGCUUCACACACUCCAAUUUCGACGGCUGCAUCGAGUCUGCCCUGAAGGUCUUUGAGGUUCUGAAGUCUUCUCUCUGAAAGGGGGUUGGGAAAGUAUGCCUUUAUUUGGGGUUUUUGUUAUGGAGGAUGGCACAUUGAUUUAGAUUUAAGCCCCUCCCUGCAGGAAGAUGGAUGUACUUCACAAAGCACAGUAGAACUGUCUCGCCUGUGUCUGCAGACAUACAUUUUGUUACAAAAACCAAUUAUACUGUCUGUGCCGGAUGCUGAGGAUUAGAGGACAACAGAGCACUGUGCAAGUUCAGUUGUGACUGAGGCAGACGCCUCAUACUGGCUUUGAUACAAUGUCUUGAACUACGGUUUUCUGAUGUGUAGCAAAUAAUAUGAAUGCGUUCAGUACUGUCAGCCUUCUCCUGUGAUAGUCUCAGAUUAAUAAAGUAAUUAAA
Molecule: messenger RNA, 1341 nt
Organism: Sinocyclocheilus rhinocerous
Lineage: Eukaryota; Metazoa; Chordata; Actinopteri; Cypriniformes; Cyprinidae
Product: renalase-like
Exons: 6
Coding region: 107-976 (289 amino acids)
Cellular component (GO): extracellular region
Molecular function (GO): oxidoreductase activity, acting on NAD(P)H
Source: RefSeq, a predicted model, not a curated record